GCGUGCCAUCACCUUCAGAGCGGUAGACGGAAGAGCCAUGUCAGCUGUGUGUUAGAAAGUUUAUUCAGUCUCACCGCUCCAUGAAGCCGGGAAAAAUCUACAAUUUUAUGACUGGACAUUGAUAUUUGGCUCUACAUGCGUCUAUCGCAUCCUUAAUCUUUUCAAAGAAUCACCCGGUUCAUUAUUUUGGGGAUUUCUUUUUCGUUCGCCGUGGUUUGUCUGUGGAAAACCGGAGCGACCGAAGAAAGUUUCUCCCUUUUCCUCCCUGGAAGGAAGGAAUAAAUGUUCAAAGAGGAAAAUUCGCAUAAUUUAACGAACACAAUGGAAUGCAACGAUCUUGACACACGGGGGAUAAAUCCAUUAACACCACCAGAAACACAUCACCCUGCAGUUCCAGAGGCUAAUCCUAGCGAUCCCAGCACAGAGGAAGUUGACACCCCCUCAAAAACAGAAUCAAGCCUAGAGGCCAGCACACCUACAAAGAUGGACACUGCAAGGAAGUCAACAACCUCAACAUGGCCAGAUGUUAUUCCAAAGUCUCCUCCAACACCCACUCCAAAAUCAAGUGGUAGCCCUCAGCCCAAAAAAAAUGUGAUAAAGUUGGAGGACAGGCAAAAACAGGCCAAGGAGAGGAGGGAAGCGAAGGCCAAAAAUCUCGAACAGCGUAGCCAGACUCAAGCUGCUAAGAAGUCUGAGUGGCUGGAGAAGGAAGAGCGGGCGCGGCAGGUGCGGGAACAACAGCUGGAGCAGCGGAGGAGGAAACUGGAAGAGCAGCGGCUGAAGGCCGAGAGACGCCGGGCAGAGCUGGAGGAGAGACAGAGACAGAAACUGGAGAAGAACAAGGAGCGGUACGAGGCUGCCAUCCAGAGGUCCGCUAAGAAGACGUGGGCAGAGAUUCGUCAACAGAGGUGGUCCUGGGCCGGAGGUUUGAGUGGCAACUCCAGCCAAAGCCAGAGCAGAUGCUCAAUAUCAGCGGUCAACUUGCCCAAACAUGUGGACUCGGUCAUAAACAAGAGACUCUCCAAAUCCUCUGCCACUCUCUGGAACUCCCCUAGCAGAACCCGUAGCAUGCAGCUGAGUCCAUGGGAGAGCAGCAUCGUUGACAGACUCAUGACACCCACCCUGUCUUUUCUUGCUCGCAGUCGUAGUGCUGCCAGUGUCCUAAGCAAUGGCAGAGAUACCCAGUCUCCGUUGUGCCCACGCUCUGCUUCUGCAAGCCCACUCGCUGUGUGUGCUCAUCGGCCACAUCACCGCUGCUCUGACCGCUGGAGGGUCACCACCAGUACGCCCGAUAUUGCCCAGCGCAGACGAGACUCCACACCUAUGAGGAAAGAUAAGAAGGACAAGGAGAGAGAAAAUGAAAAGGAGAAGAGUGCAAUCACUAAAGACAAGGUUCUGAGGAAGAGACAGUCUAUGCCAUCAAUGAAAACCAGAACAGAGUCCAGCCCGAGUCCUUUGUCCAAACUGCGAGCUGCAUCUCCUGUCACGCCAAAAGGCCAGGCUUCCUCCCCCAGCCCAGCAGUAUCUCCCAAACCCCAAUCAGCCCAAGUGAGCCCCAGCACUCCUAAAGCCCGACCCAAGAGGGCCAGAACCCCUGCCCGUGUGGAGGCUCGUACAGCCUCGCCCAUUGCCAUAGAGAGGGUUAGAGAGACCCGCCGGCCAGCUACGCCCGAAGAGCCAAAGUCCUCGUCUCCCAUCCCCUCCAUUAUUGUGUCAUCAAUUACAGACAUGCCCCCUAAACCAACUAAACCAAUCACAUCGGCUUCCACGCCCUCUGCCCCUGAGGUAUCCCCUCUUCUACCUGACCUACCACAGGUUGCCUCUCCAGCUCCCUCUCCAGUCAAGCCCAUGGCGGGCACCAACAACCCAGAGGAGGCCUCUCGCAUCCUGGCAGAAAAGAGGCGACAGGCCCGUGAACAGAGAGAGAGGGAAGAGCAAGAACAGAGAGAACAACAGGAGAGAGAGAGGCUCCAGCGUGAGGAGAGGCUUGCACAGGAGGUAGAGGAGAGCAGGCGCAGAGAGACGGCGCAGCUCAUGGCUGAGCAAGAGAGAUUGAGGGAGGAGGCCCAGCGCCUGCAGGAGGAGAAGGAGUCUCAAGAAAGAGCCAGAAUCGAACAGGAAGAGAACGACCGCCUUCAGAAACAGAAAGAGGAGGCUGAUAUAAAGGCCCGGGAAGAGGCCGAGAGACAACGCCUGGAGAGGGAGAAACAUUUCCAGAAGGAGGAACAAGAGAGGCUGGAGAGAAAAAAGCGUCUGGAGGAGAUUAUGAAGAGAACACGCAAAACAGAUGCAGGAGAUAAGAAAGACACAAAAUUGCCUUCAUCUGAAGUCAAUGGCAAAGAUUCCAUAACAGAUUUAGAGAUUAAUAAAGCGUCCGCUGACUACCAGCCAAGCACACUGUUGAAACAAGAUGGCCAGUUUCAAAGUGGUGUGAAGGAUAGUUUGGCGGUCUUUGUGGUAAAUGGUGUACAGUCUACCAAACAUGAGAAUGGCCUGUCAGCCAAAGGGGAGGGGUCUCACUUUGAAGAGAUCAUCCAACUGGCCAAUCAUAGCAGUGGGCGGGAGAUGUCAGAGACCGACAUACCUAAUGAGCCAAAAAUGGCCUUUGAGAGUGGGGAAACAUUCCUUAAGAAAUCGGGCCCAAUUAAACCUCAGCAUGUGGCAGAGGUCCUCUGAGGUCGUGAACUGUUUGAAAGAAGCCUUAUAUCUGUGUGUCCCUCAACACUGUCUGCCUGAGGGGCCCGAUGGAAAGAAGCACAUCAUGAACAGACCUGUGCCAAACCCAAAAACAGACUUCCGUUUAGAUUGUACAGAGCAACCCCACUUUUAAAGCCUCUCUUAUGGCAAAUAAUAGAAAUUACAAGGACGCUACACAAGGAUCAAGCUGAACUAAACAAAUCCCACCAAUGUGCACCAGACUCACCAUUCAUCAACUCUGCUGUCUAACCUUCUGAUCGCUACAAUACAAAAAAAAAAAAAAUGUUUUUGAGAAAUAUUAUUAAUCCUUGUUAUGAUUAAUGCUGUUAUUGGUUGAACACAGAAGUGCUUUGGAAGUUGUUUUUUUAUGUUUAGUUAUUUAACUUGAAGCGAAUUGUAACUACUUGGUACAGUUGUAUGUGAAUAAUGUAAAUUGGAUGAUGGCAGGAGACGAUCUGUGGAAUAAAACAAAGAAAGGGGAGUGCCUA
Messenger RNA from Xyrauchen texanus (razorback sucker), 3185 nucleotides. Its product is annotated as MAP7 domain-containing protein 1-like. Lineage: Eukaryota; Metazoa; Chordata; Actinopteri; Cypriniformes; Catostomidae. The record is from RefSeq and is a predicted model, not a curated record. Gene Ontology annotation, cellular component: microtubule cytoskeleton. Gene Ontology annotation, biological process: microtubule cytoskeleton organization.